Molecule: messenger RNA, 970 nt
Organism: Exaiptasia diaphana
Lineage: Eukaryota; Metazoa; Cnidaria; Anthozoa; Actiniaria; Aiptasiidae
Product: 1,2-dihydroxy-3-keto-5-methylthiopentene dioxygenase
Exons: 5
Coding region: 62-598 (178 amino acids)
Molecular function (GO): acireductone dioxygenase [iron(II)-requiring] activity
Source: RefSeq, a predicted model, not a curated record
GGUUGGGUGACUAGCUGUCCCUAGUAGCUGCAUUUCUUCACGUCGACAUUUUUGCAACAUCAUGGUUCGUGCGUGGUUUAUGGACGAUUCCAAAGAGGACCAACGUCUUCCACAUCAGCCAGAUCCAAUUCAGGAGGUUCCUGUCGAUUCCCUUAAGAARAUAGGGGUUUUGUACUGGAAGCUUGAUGCUGACAAUUUUGACAAAGAGGGUUUGUUGGACAAGAUCAAGAAAGAGAGAGGCUAUACUUAUGAAGACAAUAUCACAUGCACACCGGAAAAGCUGCCCAACUAUGAAGAAAAGAUCAAGCACUUCUUUGAGGAGCAUCUUCACUCUGAUGAAGAGAUUCGUUUCAUCACUGAUGGCAGUGGAUACUUUGAUGUGAGGGACUUGGAUGACAAAUGGAUUCGCAUUGAGGUUGUUAAAGGCGACUUGAUUAUCUUGCCUGCAGGAAUUUAUCAUCGAUUCACACUUGACACCAAGAAUUACAUCCAAGCCAAGCGGCUUUUUGUUGGUGAGCCUGUCUGGACUCCACAUAAUAGGCCAGCUGAUGACCUACCUUCACGCCAGUCUUACCUCAAGAGCGUCAAGGCCCAUUAGAAACUGCAUAGGCAACAAUUCAUAGUGAGCUGUAGAAGCUUAGAACCUAUAAUUCCAAUCCAUAAAUCUGAAUUACACCAUACAUAUUGACUAUAAGUACUUUUAUAAUACUAAUCACAUGGUUAGUUACAAACAGUCGUAGAAUGAACAGUACUGAGAUCAUGGUAAUUGAUAGUUCAGCUGACAAGGCAGACAUUGUUCAAUGUAUUUAGUUGCGGGAGAAUGCAUUUUAAUAAUAGCAUCAUAGAGACACCUACCAGACCUACCAGUUUCCUCUCUAACCUCAAGAAGAGAAGGAACCUUGAGAAUGAUGGAAACAGGCUUUGAAGAGUCAAAGGCAGUAAAAUACUAGAGUAAAAGUUAAAAUCAAAA